Molecule: messenger RNA, 2389 nt
Organism: Bufo bufo (common toad)
Lineage: Eukaryota; Metazoa; Chordata; Amphibia; Anura; Bufonidae
Gene: SUDS3
Product: SDS3 homolog, SIN3A corepressor complex component
Exons: 13
Coding region: 121-1125 (334 amino acids)
Biological process (GO): negative regulation of transcription by RNA polymerase II
Cellular component (GO): Sin3-type complex
Molecular function (GO): histone deacetylase binding
Source: RefSeq, a predicted model, not a curated record
GCUGAGGACCCGGUUGCUGUGCACCGAUUGUUGUAGCUGGUCUGACGGUUCUCUGGUGGGGAAGUUUCUGGCUGUUGUACAGCAGGCAGCGGAGGCUCCGGUCGGUGAGGUGUGUCAGCCAUGACCUCGGUCGGUGUGAUGUCCCCCGCCGCGGCGGCAGCUAACGAUUACUAUGAGGAGGAAGAGCUGGAGAGUGCCGACGAGGAAGAUGACCGCAGCUUCAGGGGCCGGGAGUCUGAUGAGGACACUGAAGAUGCAAGUGAGACGGAUGUAGCAAAGCACGACAGCGUGGACUACGUGGAAAUGAAAGAACAAAUGUAUAAGGAUAAACUGGCUUCUCUGAAGAGACAACUGCAACAGCUUCAGGAAGGUACACUGCAAGAGUAUCAGAAACGAAUGAAAAAAUUAGAUCAGCAAUACAAGGAGAGGUUGAGAAAUGCUGAACUUUUCUUACAACUAGAGACCGAGCAGGUGGAAAGGAACUACAUCAAGGAGAAGAAAGCAGCUGUGAAAGAGUUUGAAGAUAAAAAGAUUGAACUGAAGGAGAAUUUGAUAGCAGAAUUGGAAGAAAAGAAGAAAAUGAUUGAAAAUGAGAAAAUAACGAUGGAGCUGACAGGAGAUUCCAUGGAAGUCAAACCUAUUAUGACUCGAAAAUUGCGCCGUCGGCCAAACGAUCCUGUACCAAUUCCUGACAAAAGAAGGAAACCAGCACCUGCGCAGUUGAAUUAUCUUCUCACAGAUGAACAAAUCAUGGAGGAUUUACGGACCCUAAACAAGGUGCGGCGUCCGUGCCCGGAGGGUGUUGUGGAGCAGUUAAAAUCCCCAAAAAGACCUGUAUCGCCUUCGACUCCAGAACAUCUUCCAGCAACACAAACGGAGUCUCCUGCCCAACGCUUUGAAGCUCGGAUAGAAGAUGGAAAGCUCUAUUACGAUAAAAGAUGGUACCACAAGAGCCAAGCAAUAUACCUGGAAUCCAAAGACAACACAAAAAUCAGUUGUGUAAUUAGUUCUGUGGGCACGAAUGAGAUUUGGGUCAGGAAAAGCAGUGACAGCACAAAAAUGAGGAUAUACCUUGGACAGCUCCAGCGGGGUUUGUUUGUUAUCCGCAGGCGUUCAGCAGCGUGAAACCCAACAGACUCUUCAAGUGACGUUUCUCAUUUAACAAGUUAACAUACAAGUGAAUGAAUGUUGACAUCACUGACCAAUAUGAAGAAGUUCCCAUUGUGAUCAGCGAAUAAUUACAGAAAUGAAGUUUUCAAGGCCUUUCCGGACUCCAAGGUUGACCAGUUGAGUGUAAAACUUCAAGAAAGUAUUUUUCGUGACUGGUCUGUUCUUCGCCGUAAUUGAAGCAGAAGAUUCUCGGAUAAUUAUCCUGCCUAAAAUGCCUAAAUUGAAGCUAAGAGAGACUCUCUUCCCUUCACUGAAAAUUCCCUGACGAAAGGCUUGUCCAAAUUCUGUGUUGUAGAUGGAUUUUAUGUUGUAAUCUCUCUAUAAACAAAUCGGAGGGAAUAAGAAAUGAACUGCAGAAUUUUAACGGUGCUAGGCCCUUAGCUUUGAGUGGAAUUAGGUAAAAUGACAUAUUGACUCUCUCCUCUACCAGUCUGGUUUCAUAGCAGAGUCCAGAGAGGAAGGUUUUUUUUUUUUCCUUUCUCUUAUUACAUUUUUAAGUGGCCCUUAUUUUUAUACAAAAAAUAAAAUAAAAACCAAGAGUGUUUCCUAGGUCAUGCUUUCAUAAGUCUACAGAGUUUCUAAAAGCCUUAAAAGGUGGAACUGAUUAUUUAGUGGUCUGCUGCAUUUGAUUAAUCAAAAUCACUGACCAGCUGUGACAUUUACUUUGUUUUUAACAGUCAAAUCCAGUUAUAUCUAUUAACACCCUCACGGAAAAGAUUAUUUGGUAAUACAAUUUUAAUGUACAAAAGCCCCUUAAAAUGUAUACUGUGUAAGGGUAAUUUGAUGGAAGUGGGUUUUAUACCAGUCUAAAAAUGAAUCUGUUGCUCAUGCACAGUUUUAAAUGCUUCGGGUGAUGCCUCCAUGUGGCAUUGUUUGCAAAAAAUGUGGCUGCUUUAAAGGAAUCUGUUACCUCCGCAAAGUCCAAUUAAAUACAGUAAUAUAUGUAUAGAACGACUGCUGCUGACCUCGGAUCAGUGAUUUGUAUGUCAAUGUGCACCCAUAAACUGGUCCUGGAAUACAUUGAGGUGACUCUUGAUGGAGAGGAUGCCAGGAGAAGUCCUCUCUAUGCAUUCCACAGCUGGUUUGUGGGCGCAUAGCGGGAGAAUGGGGGCGAGUAUCAACAUACAACUUAGGCUACUUUCACACUGGCGUUUUGGCUUUCCGUUUCUGAGAUCCGUUCAGGGCUCUCACAAGCGGUCCAAAACGGAUCAGUUUUGCC